UUUCUUCCCGAAACUACAUAUCUUCACCUCUUCAACAUCCGUCUCCGUCAACAGCAUCACCGCUCGGUUUCGCAGUAACCUAGGAACAUUGAUCCUCAUACAAGUCCAGGUGUUGACAACAUAUCCCCAAGCCGUCAAGACACUCAACUUCACCAAUUUGUACCAUGGAAGCCUCAAAGCAGCAACUGUCGUCCCCAAUCUGGCAGAACCUCCCAGUCGAACUACUCCUCAAUGUGUUCGAUCACCUCAUCAAGAUGUCUCUCGAUCAAAUCGAGACCGACCCCUUUUACCCCUGGGUCCUCCGCCAGGUACACCGCCAUGUCAAACACCGCAUCGACAGAGAAUACCGACGGGUACUCUUUCCCCGUCUUUUCGUCAUCAACCAGUUCCGUAAUUACUCCCAGAGAAGGAACACCGUGGAAAGCAUUACAGGAGUCCCAAACCCACGGCAUGCCCUGUGGAAACCGUACAUUGACGAACAGGCGUCAAAGUCCUUCUCCACCUGGGAUGACGGCGACAGGGUGACGUUCUACACCCUUCCGGACAGUCCACUCGAGCGUAGGUUCGAGUGCAAUCAGCACCUUCGCAGUGGCAACCGUCCGGUAUGGGAGAGGCCUAGAGUCCCCUACGUUGACGUUUGCCUUCUCCUUAAGAGGCGCACUCUUGCAGUAACGCUUGAGGGGGCGACGGCCUUCAGGGACACGUCCAUGGAAACGUCGGUUGAUCGCGUGGCUGUACGGUUCAACGCGGUCCAACUCAUUGACGCCUUGUUGACGGAAUGGGAGCGACGUUCGAGGAGGAUGGGGGCUGUCCACUGGUUACCAAGUGAAGGUUGGCUGGAAGGCAGUCAGGAUGAAGUCAGUCAGUGUUACUUCAAGUACUAGGGCGGGGUUCUCGCCGGUACUGGGGGCGGACAAAGUAGU
This is a messenger RNA of Neurospora tetraspora, 923 nucleotides long. RefSeq lists its product as uncharacterized. The record is from RefSeq and is a predicted model, not a curated record. NCBI's taxonomy places the organism in Eukaryota, Fungi, Ascomycota, Sordariomycetes, Sordariales, Sordariaceae. Bases 165 to 884 code for a protein of 239 amino acids. The transcript has 2 exons.